Rasamsonia emersonii CBS 393.64 is the source of this 774-nucleotide messenger RNA. RefSeq lists its product as uncharacterized. NCBI's taxonomy places the organism in Eukaryota, Fungi, Ascomycota, Eurotiomycetes, Eurotiales, Trichocomaceae. The record is from RefSeq and is a predicted model, not a curated record. The transcript has 2 exons. Bases 1 to 774 code for a protein of 257 amino acids.
AUGAGGCUUCACUGGGUGAGCGCCGCUCUCGCAUAUACGUCGGUGGUGUCAUCGACUGCUGUUCUACUGCCGCUGUACGUCUACCCUGAUGACGGCGCAUGGAACUCGGUAUACAAGGCCAUCACUGCCAAUCCAAGCGUCCCAUUCUAUGUGGUGGUGAAUCCAGAUGACGGACCCGGUUCUUCAGACUUCCCGGACGAGAACUACAUCGAGGGCAUAUCGACGCUGAACAGCUACAGCAACGUCCACGUCCUGGGCUAUAUUUCCACCGGCUACGCAGGCGUGCCGCUAUCACAGAUUACGCAGGAGAUCGCCAAGUACGCCAACUGGGCCAACUACUCGCCGCAGAACAUCUCCAUCUUGGGGAUCUUCUUCGACGAGGUAACGAGCGAGCCAUCGAGUUCCAGUGACAGCUAUGUUAAAGAUGCGUCAGACGCGGUCCAUGCCAACCUUCCCCACGCGGCAGAGGUAUCGGUCGUGUUCAAUACGGGCACCCUGGCCCCCGCGGAGUAUUUCAACUAUGCGACCUUUAUCGUCGAGUUUGAGAGUUCGUACCAAGAGUACAAUGCGCAGGGCACGCCGCAGUCCAUACAGGGCCCGCAGCGAUCCCAGAGUGCCAUUUUGAUCAACCAGACCCCGGCUGACGUGGAUCUGGGUAGUCUUGUUCAAAAAGCCACCACGGAUGGCAUCGGCGCAGUCUAUCUCGCGGAGGAUUGCUGUUACAGCUCUCUGAGCUUGGUGAAUAAGUUGGCAUCCGCGAUUGCAGAAAUUUAA